GGGCUGCUUCAGACUUCUCAUCUCCAUCCAGUCAGAGUGAACUGCGGGGGCAGACUGAGCGGAUCUCUGUUGUCCUCGACAGCGGAAAGAAACCUAGAAUAAGGAUUUUUUUCUUGCCGAGCUUUUCAUCGCCUCUGUUUCUUCUACUUUUGGUUUGGAAGUCGACGAACGGAACUUCCUGCCCCUGUGGUGUUUAAGACAGCCAUCGCUGUUCUUUAUUUUUGGAAAUGGACAGUCGGCGACCUGCUACGGGAAGCGGCUGGCCGAGGUUCACUGAGCAGGAGUAGAACUGUGAAAACUCUGCUGGGUCUUUAGAAACUACAGACGCUGGAUGUUUGAUGAAGCUCUUCGCAGGUUUAGUCAGUUCUGGGACACCGUGGAUUUACCAGGUUGGGAAACGGAUUGAUACGCGCGAUUCCCGUUCAGAGAGAAGGAUUUACGCUUCCAAAGUUGGAGGAAAAACAUGGAGACUGUAAGUCGGCAGAGCUUCCAGCCUCAUCCUGGACUGCAACAAACUCUGAAGCAGUUUCACCUCAGCGCAAUAAACUCAUUGGGCGGACCGGCGGCUUUCUCUGCGCGGUGGCAGCAUGAGCUCCUCUUCAAGAAGGACGGGAAAGAGCCCGAGCCGGUCCUGCAGCAUCUGCCGCCGCCCGUAAUGCCGGGCCCGCUGUUCAUCCCGUCCGACCGCUCCACGGAGAGGUGCGAGACGGUGCUGGAGGGCGAGACGAUCUCGUGCUUCGUGGUCGGCGGGGAGAAGCGCCUGUGUCUACCGCAGAUCCUCAACACGGUGCUGCGGGACUUCACCCUGCAGCAGAUCAACUCUGUGUGCGACGAGCUGCACAUCUACUGCUCCCGGUGCACGGCGGACCAGCUGGAGAUCCUCAAAGUCAUGGGGAUCCUGCCCUUCUCCGCGCCGUCCUGCGGCCUCAUCACCAAGACGGACGCCGAGCGGCUCUGCAACGCCCUGAUCUACGGGGGCGCAUACCCGCCGCGCUGCAAGAAGGAGCUCGGCACCGGCUCCCUGGAGCUGCAGCUCACCGACCGCAGCUUCAAGAUCUACCACGAGUGCUUCGGCAAGUGCAAGGGCUUGUUCGUACCGGAGCUGUACAGCAGCCCCAACGCAGCGUGCAUCCAGUGCAUGGACUGCAGACUCUUGUACCCGACCCACAAGUUCGUGGUGCACAGCCACAAGGCGCAGGAGAACAGGACUUGCCACUGGGGCUUCGACUCGGCCAACUGGAGGGCGUACAUCCUCCUGGGUCAGGAUUACAUGGGCAAAGAGGAGAAGGCACGCCUGGAGCAACUCCUGGACGAGAUCAAAGAGAAAUUUGACUUCGCCAACAAGUACAAGAGGAAAGCGUCAUCCAGGGCAUCCUAUGGCAUCCCUGUGAAAAAGUCCAAAGUUGAAGACAUCCCAUCAAGGUCCCCUCUUGGCGACAAAGAGAAGCAGCACAACUGGCUACAGUCCUUAUCUGCCUCUAAUAAGGGGAUGAACUGCAUUCAGCCCAGACAGAGACCCUCAGCUUUCAGACCAUGGUCUCCUCACAUCUCUGCUGGUGAUAAAGAACCUUCCCCCCAUCCUCUGGCUCUGCUGAGAGACAGCUUCUACAACUACAAAAGCCUUGAGAAUGCUGUGGCCCCCAACGUGGCCCUUACACCACUCCCUUUGGGGAAGGUGGGGCCCAUGUCCCCAUCUGUGCCCAACCCUUCCCACCCCAGUGGUGUUGAUCUCUCAGAUGAGGGCGCUAACCCCAACUCCAGACCUCGGAAGAGAAGAGCAACAGAGGAAUUGCAAGCCCUGGCACCAGAGGCCCCUUGUCCCCCGCCUGCCGCUGCCUGCAAGCCACCGCUGCAGGACGACAAAGAUUCUGAGGUGGAGAUUGAAGUGGAGAGCCGUGAUGAUUUCACUUCAUCCAUGUCCUCCCUCUCAUCGCCGUCCUUCACCUCAUCCAGCAGCUCGGCCAAGGACAUGAGCUCACCAGGCGCCCAAGGGCCAGUCUGCACCGUCUCAUCGUCCGAAUGUUCAGCCUCGAUGGCUGGGGCUUUUGCAGCCCCUGCUGUCGCAGUGGCACCAUCUGAGCUGGGACUGGAGUCAGAGCUGGAGAGUCUUAGGCAGGCGCUGGACAGUGGACUGGAUUCAAAAGAGUCAAAGGAGAGGUUUCUGCAUGAGAUCGUUAAGAUGAGAGUGAAGCAGGAGGAGAAGUUGGGAUCAGCUCUUCAGGCCAAACGCAGCCUUCAGCAGGAGUUGGAAUUUUUGCGGGUGGCGAAGAAGGAGAAGCUCCGCGAGGCAACUGAGGCGAAGCGCAGCCUGAGGAAGGAAAUCGAGCGCCUGCGAGCCGAGAGCGAGAAGAAGAUGAAAGAGGCAAACGAGUCGCGGACCCGUCUGAAGAGGGAGUUGGAGCAGGCGCGGCAGCUGCGAGUCUGCGAUAAAGGCUGCGAGGCUGGUCGUCUUCGUGCUAAAUAUUCUGCACAGAUUGAGGACCUUCAGAUGAAGCUGCAGCAUGCCGAAGCCGACCGUGAGCAACUCAGAGCCGACCUGCUUCAGGAGCGGGAGGCCAGGGAGCACCUGGAGAGGGUGGUAAAGGAGCUACAACAGCAGCUCUGGCCCAAAUCCAGCAGCAAAGAGGCACUGCCUAAUAAGUAACCCAGAGACCAGCCUCAGCCCUCAGUCAUUCCCCCUCAUUGCUCUCAUUCGGCCUGAUACAGCCUGUUUGCUUCAGGACAUAAAACACACCCAGGAGCUCUAGGCUUCCCACAUGGCACCACUGUCACUAACACCUGCCCCUAAACGUCCAGAAUAAAUAGAAAAACUUCCCAUUAGAGGUGUUUUCUCAUCCAGACUCAUGAGGAGUGAAGGGAGUGAUUUCCUUUGAGACCAGAAGCAGCCACGGGGACACAUUUCUAAAUCAAGCACUGACUGUCUCAAAUCUUUUACACUCUCAGAACUGCAAACCGGAUCACAGUGAACGACAGACGAGGAGAUGGAGUUCACAGAAUGCAUCUGCACCUGACCAGGAAAUGAGACGAGACUCUCAUUACACGCUAAUAACUGCUUUAAGGCUGUUAUAUUACAUUGCAGCUGCAGAGAGGUGUUACCACGGAUCAGCCGAGAGGACAGGGCCAGAUUCUCCAAAAAUAGAAAGCUUCCACCAUCGUCUCCUGGCUUUAGCAGGGAGAGGCUUGUAGAGACAUUAUAAGCUACUUAAGAGACUUCACAGAGCUUUGUAAAAAUCUGUUUCAUGCAGCUGGAAUGGGAAAAUAUAAAAAAGAAAUUGCAUACGAAGCUAAUUCCACCAUUAUUUUGCUUUUCAAGAGGUCUUUUGCCUUCACGUACAUGGAUCUCUGGCUCCGGAUCCAAUGUUUGAUUAAGGAACAGUUAAAGGCACCUUUUCUGUUUUUACUGAGCACUUGUGUUGGAAGGUCAGUCUCAAACACAUCCAUGCUGUUUGCCAUAGCUUUCAUCUGAUUUUUUUUAUUGUUUUUCUUCAACGUGAGCGAGGCCUUGUGUUCUAGUAACGUUUGAACAAUUAAUGGCAUGUUUUUACUCCAAACUGGCUUCAUCAUCUAGGAACUGUCAGUGGCCUGGACAGAUGCUCUUGUCAAUGACCACAAAUUGUCUGUUUAUUAAAUUAAGGUAUGUAAAUAAAAAUGGAUUCUUCUUGUUUUGUACUUUACAAUAAUUAAAUGCACUUUUGUCAGAACAAAAAUUCAGUUAAAAUGGUUUUUCCUCCUACUAUUGUCAUACGUUUUCCACAACGGUGGCCACAGAAUAAAGUGAGCAUUUGUUGAAUACACACUGAUAAACCGAGAAUCUGCUCUGCUCUGCUUGCCAACAGCAGAGUAUUGUAAAUAAACACAAAGGAAAGAUGUCCAGCAGUCGGGACUUUUCAGGAAGUUUUGAGCGGCUCAUAUUCCUGCGGGCUGAACUGUUACAGGAGCACGAACAAAAGUAAUGUUGUCAAUGUUUUUUUUGUUUUUUUUUUAUGUGGGUAUGCUUUUAAUGCCUGUCUGUUAUGUUCACUUUUUAUUUUCAAUACUAAUCUCAUAUUUUGUUUAUGCAUGAGAAAUGAAAAGGUUUGCCAUUCAUAUAGUCACUUGUUGGGCACUGAUACUGUACAUGUAAGGGUUUUAUUGUGUUAUGCAAUAUAAAGCAACUUGUCUUAUGUCGCAGGAAAACCCAUUGGUAUUAAGUAGAAGCCAAAUGCUAUUUUUAAUUAAGUUCACACUUACAAAAAAAUAUUAAAAGAGGAAAACAAAAAUCAGUGAAAUGCUGGACAUCCUCAAGUGCCUAAACAUGGGCGGAAGGUUUCCAGAGUUAGAAACCUGAUGGUGGCGCUGUCAUCAAGUUCCAAUUUGCAGGUUUAAAGGGGCCUAGUCAUGUGUCUAUACCUAUUAGACGCUUUGUGCAAAAUCCUGUGAUCGUAAACAAAGACUCAACUUAUGCAACCAGAAGUUGCUAUAUACAAGUAUACAAAACUCAAUCAUUAAGGUAAACUCUAGUUUACCUCAAUGGUUAAAUUACCUUUAGCCUUUAACCUUUUACUUUUAAUUUAACCAUUAAGCAUAAUACAAUAUUUAUGAACAGAAAUUUAAGUUACCUUUGUACAGACAAACAUGUGGUAGUUCCCCGUCGAUCACUGCUAUGGUGAGCUUCUCGUGAGUCCAUUUGGCCUCAUAUCCGUCUUUAACAUUUUCCUAGAAUCGUUCUAGGUUUUGGGAAAAGAAUUAACACCAUCUUAAUGUUCAGGAAAACGCACGUGUGAAUUGUACUUUCCCCACUGACAUUGUUUAAUGUCAGUAACCAUUUUUACUGAUUUUUUUUUAACAAAAUCCCUCUGAUUGCAAUGCGUUUGUAAUGUAAGUCCUGAAAUGUUGUUGGAAGAAAAGGGCAUGCAGCUUCUGGAGGCAAGGGCCAUUUUAUUUUUGGACAAAUUGCAAUUACUGAUUGAUCAGUUACCGACAAGCCUCCAAGAUUAAUUGACAGCCAGUGUCACGUCAGUUGAUACAGAAACUGCAAACCGAUCUACAGGGUUAGACUUUCUUAAUCGCUUUCUUUUCACACCUCUGCUGGCUGUUGCUGACUUGCUCAGCUCCAUUGUUUCUUGUUUAAUCACUGCACGCAUUUGGAAUAUCAUACUUUCUGUCACGUGGUCUUGUUAUGGUAAAUAUACAAAAGAAAAGUGUUUGGUUUACAAACAAAUGGAGCAAAAAAGUGUAAAAAAGACAUCAAAUAUAAUGGGACAACAGGGCGCAAUAAAUUAAUCAGAAAAUCUUUGUAUGCAACCAGAGAGAACUACUAGAGUAUAAAUUUGUAAAGUUGUGAUGUGACUAGGCCCCUUUAAAAUGCAGAGGCCCUUCUGUGCUCUGCAGCUCUUUAAUCAGCAUUUCCUGAAAUGCAGUCAAACAAUGCUAAGAAGCUUAAAAUUACUUCAUUUCUAAAUCGUUCAUAAGCACGCUCAGAGAUGAUUUUAUAAAAGAUCCUAAAAAAAAGCUGCUUACUUGGUAAAUUGUUACAGUUGUUUGUACGUAACGACUUUAACAAUUGGGUUUGCUGCUGUAACUGGAGGCAGAUGUGUCCUGGAUUGUAGAGAGGGCGUUUUGUUGAAACGGCUCUUUUCCUAUCCAACAAUAGAGGUUCCCUGAUGUUGCCUCCCACUUCAGCAGACCUAAAUUGGUAAAUAUUUCUAGUAGUUUUUACACUUCAGGCUUGUCCUCUGUGGUCUGGUUUUCUACUACAGACGGGAGGCGUUAACAUUCGGAUUUUUGCUCUCACUUGCAAACCCCCCCAAAAGCGAUGUAAUGAUGUCUUGUUUUCUAAAGGAAAAUCAUUUUUCUAAGCAAUGGGCAGCAAAGCAGCAAUAAUAGUCCAUAUUAAUAGGCCAAAUAUUAGCCAGUGGGAAGAUUUGAAUACAAAUUUAAACAUGUAAAUAUCUGUUUUGCAUUUACAGUAUUGUAUAAAUGUACAUGGUGUUUCUGUUUUCAAAAACAUAUCUUUUCUUAAAGCAGCUGUUUGCUUUCCUUUUUUGUUGUUGUUUUGAAGUUUGUGUUUAAAGAAAAUGUUUCAGGAACCGUUGAUACAGAGAAUAUUCUCUUCAUAAACAUUUUAUCCCGUUUUCUCUCUUCUCUAUUUCUUAUUACAUAGUUUAUAUUGCAUUAACUUUUCCCCCUCUUCAUCUAGCUUUUAAGCAACUAUUCAGCACCAUAUAGCCGGCCCACUUGACUUUGCCACUUAUCAGAUUGUCCUCCUCCUUCACCCUCAUGUAUUGUUUUUAGCCCUGUGCUGCUGCUGAUACUAUAUACAGUUCUAGAAAUAUUUUUAUGUAAGAGGCAAACUUGAUCAUGUAUUAAUGCCACAUAUAUAGUAUGAAAAGAAGCUUGGCUUAUUCAUCUAUGUCCCUUUUUGCCCCUUGUUUUGACACCUUUUCCCUUCCCCAAACAGAACCAUUCCCUUCUCCAACAUCUCAGACUUUGUUGUAAAGGAAAGGACUUUAUGAAAUUAUGUUUGAAAAUAGCCAUGCUUAUAUACUUCAGUGACUGAAUGUACAGUGUAUAGAUGCAUUACCAGAAAUAAAGUUGUUUGUCCAGAUUGAA
This is a messenger RNA of Fundulus heteroclitus (mummichog), 6591 nucleotides long. It is a transcript of the gene skia, whose product is annotated as v-ski avian sarcoma viral oncogene homolog a. The transcript has 7 exons. The record is from RefSeq and is a predicted model, not a curated record. Bases 464 to 2644 code for a protein of 726 amino acids. Gene Ontology annotation, biological process: negative regulation of BMP signaling pathway. Lineage: Eukaryota; Metazoa; Chordata; Actinopteri; Cyprinodontiformes; Fundulidae. Gene Ontology annotation, molecular function: DNA-binding transcription factor activity, RNA polymerase II-specific; RNA polymerase II cis-regulatory region sequence-specific DNA binding; SMAD binding. Gene Ontology annotation, cellular component: nucleus.